Messenger RNA from Fonsecaea erecta, 909 nucleotides. RefSeq lists its product as hypothetical. The coding region runs from base 1 to 909 and encodes 302 amino acids. The transcript has a single exon. Lineage: Eukaryota; Fungi; Ascomycota; Eurotiomycetes; Chaetothyriales; Herpotrichiellaceae. The record is from RefSeq and is a predicted model, not a curated record.
AUGGAUCAACUGCCCCGACUUGGCCGAUCAAUCUGGGAGGUAAUUCCCCAGACGACAGAAAUAUACAGUUCUCUCCUGACACAGAACUCGAAAGACGCCAUCCUGGCCACCAGCCGCGAGGUGGCCAACUACGGCCCCGACACGCGUCAGAAGCUGGACAUCUACGCGCCCAGAAAGUCCCGCACCGCAGCUCCUAUCAUGGUAUUCCUGUACGGCGGAGCCUGGGUGGAAGGCGACAGAGUCCUCGGCAGCGUACCCGAUGGACUCGUGUACCGCAAUCUCGGGUACUAUUUUGCUGAAAAGCACGGCAUUGAGACCAUCAUCCCUGACUACCGGCUGGUCAAGCACGGAGUGAAGUACCCUUCAGGGGCGGAGGACAUUGCCCUCGUCUUGAAAUUCAUCCGAGAGAGAUACGGCGGUGAACGACCGCUCUUCAUCCUCGGAAACUCCGCGGGGGGCGUCAACGCCCUGUCGUGGCUUUUGGACAGUGCCUUCAAGGGCAGCCGCGAUACGAGCAACGUGGCUGGGAUCAUCAGUCUGGGCGCUCUGAUGGACUUUGCGGACCUGCCUGCGCCGUUUCCGGAUCUGCUCGCACAGUACUUUGAAGAAGAUUACGUCUCGAGAUCUCCCCUGGCACUGUUACGAUCCGCGGCGCCGAAUAAUCGUCUGGACGGAGACCUGCCGGCGUUGUUGAUUCUCUGGAGCGAGCUGGAUCCUGAAGUUAUCACAGAAUCAAAUCACGGGUUUGUGGCCCAGCUGAAGCAGGUCGGCAUUCCAGUCGACGCCGAGGAGAUAGCGGGCCACAACCAUAUCAGCCCGCCUAUGGCUCUGGGGACGGGACUCGAAAUUGAAGAGGAGUGGGGGCAGUCGGUUGUUGCUUGGACUGGGAAGCAUGUAGGCAGGGCUUGA